GGGCCGGGGAGGGAGGUGGUUGGCGGUCCCUUUACCACCUCCGCCGCUGCCUCCUCCGCUUGAGCUGCCGCCGCGGGCGCCAGGCCGCUCGGCUGCUGGGGCAUGAGACCGUGAGGAGAGCGACGGGCCGGGGCCGCCGACAUGUUUGGCCGCUCGCGGAGCUGGGUGGGCGGGGGCCAUGGCAAGUCCUCCCGCAACAUCCAUUCCUUGGACCACCUCAAGUAUCUGUACCACGUUUUGACCAAAAACACCACAGUCACAGAACAGAACCGGAACCUGCUGGUGGAGACCAUCCGUUCUAUCACCGAGAUCCUGAUCUGGGGAGAUCAGAAUGACAGCUCUGUAUUUGACUUCUUCCUGGAGAAGAACAUGUUCGUUUUCUUCUUGAACAUCCUGCGGCAGAAGUCGGGCCGCUAUGUGUGUGUCCAGUUGCUGCAGACCCUGAACAUUCUCUUUGAGAAUAUCAGUCACGAGACCUCACUGUAUUAUUUGCUCUCGAAUAACUACGUGAAUUCUAUCAUCGUCCAUAAGUUUGACUUUUCCGACGAGGAGAUUAUGGCGUACUACAUAUCGUUCCUGAAAACACUCUCCUUGAAGCUCAACAACCACACCGUCCAUUUCUUCUACAAUGAGCACACCAAUGACUUUGCCCUGUACACGGAAGCCAUCAAGUUUUUCAACCACCCUGAAAGCAUGGUUAGAAUUGCUGUAAGAACCAUAACUUUGAAUGUCUACAAAGUGGAUAACCAGGCCAUGCUGCACUAUAUCAGAGAUAAAACUGCUGUCCCGUACUUCUCCAACCUGGUCUGGUUCAUCGGGAGCCACGUGAUCGAGCUCGAUAACUGUGUGCAGACUGACGAGGAGCACAGGAACCGGGGGAAACUGAGUGACCUGGUGGCCGAGCACCUGGACCACCUGCACUACCUCAACGACAUCCUCAUCAUCAACUGCGAGUUCCUCAAUGACGUGCUCACUGACCACCUGCUCAACAGGCUCUUCCUGCCCCUCUACGUGUACUCCCUGGAGAACCAUGACAAGGGAGGAGAGCGGCCGAAGAUCAGCCUGCCCGUGUCUCUGUAUCUCCUGUCGCAGGUCUUCCUAAUUAUACAUCACGCACCGCUGGUGAACUCGUUAGCUGAAGUCAUUCUGAACGGUGACCUGUCUGAGAUGUACGCAAAGGCUGAGCAGGAUGUUCAGAGAAGCUCUGCCAAGCCCAGCAUUCGGUGCUUCGUUAAGCCCCCUGAGACACUUGAACGGUCCCUUGAGAUGAACAAGCACAAGGGCAAGAGGCGGGUGCAAAAGAGACCCAAUUACAAAAAUGUUGGGGAGGAGGAAGACGAGGAGAAAGGGCCCACCGAGGAUGCCCAGGAAGAUGCCGAGAAGGCUAAAGGUACAGAGGGUGGUCCUGCAGGCGUGAAGACGAGUGGGGAGAGUGAAGAGAUCGAAAUGGUGAUCAUGGAGCGCAGCAAGCUCUCGGAGCUGGCCGCCUGCAGCUCCGUGCAGGAGCAGAACACCACGGACGAGGAGAAGAGUGCUGCCGCCACGAGCUCCGAGCGUGUGCAAUGGAGCAGACCCUUCCUGGAUAUGGUGUACCACGCCCUGGACAGCCCAGAUGAUGAUUACCACGCCCUCUUCGUGCUCUGCCUCCUCUAUGCCAUGUCUCACAAUAAAGGAAUGGAUCCUGAAAAAUUAGAGCGAAUCCAGCUUCCGGUGCCCAGUGUGGCUGAGAAGACCUCCUACAACCAUCUGCUGGCCGAGAGACUCAUCAGGAUCAUGAACAACGCUGCCCAGCCAGAUGGGAAGAUCCGGCUGGCGACCCUGGAGCUGAGCUGCCUGCUCCUGAAGCAGCAAGUCCUCACCGGCUCUGGCUGCAUCCUCAAGGACGUGCACCUGGCCUGCCUGGAGGGUGCGAGGGAAGAAAGUGUUCACCUGGUGCGACAUUUUUACAAGGGAGAAGAAAUUUUUCUGGACAUGUUUGAAGAUGAAUACAGGAGCAUGACAAUGAAGCCCAUGAAUGUGGAGUAUCUCAUGAUGGAUGCCUCCAUUCUGCUGCCCCCGACGGGCACGCCGCUGACGGGCAUUGACUUCGUGAAGCGCCUGCCGUGUGGUGACGUGGAGAAGACCCGGCGGGCCAUCCGGGUGUUCUUCAUGCUGCGAUCCCUGUCACUACAGCUGCGCGGCGAGCCUGAGACCCAGCUGCCCCUGACUCGGGAGGAAGACCUCAUCAAAACUGACGAUGUCCUGGAUCUGAACAACAGCGACUUGAUCGCGUGCACGGUGGUCACCAAGGAUGGCGGCAUGGCCCAGCGCUUCCUGGCUGUUGACAUUUACCAGAUGAGUUUGGUGGAGCCGGAUGUGUCCAGACUGGGCUGGGGAGUGGUCAAAUUCGCAGGUCUUCUGCAGGACAUGCAGGUGACUGGCGUGGAGGAUGACAGCCGCGCCCUCAACAUCACCGUGCACAAGCCCGCGUCCAGCCCGCACUCCAGGCCCUUCCCCAUCCUGCAGGCCACCUUCGUCUUCUCGGACCACAUCCGCUGCAUCAUCGCCAAGCAGCGCCUGGCCAAGGGCCGCAUCCAGGCACGACGCAUGAAGAUGCAGAGGAUCGCUGCCCUCCUGGACCUCCCGAUCCAGCCAACAACCGAAGUCCUGGGCUUUGGACUCGGCUCCUCCACCUCCACCCAGCACCUGCCUUUCCGCUUCUACGACCAGGGCCGCCGGGGCAGCAGCGACCCCACGGUUCAGCGCUCAGUGUUCGCGUCUGUGGACAAGGUGCCAGGCUUCGCCGUGGCUCAGUGCAUGAACCAGCACAGCUCGCCCUCCCUGUCCUCACCGUCACCGCCCUCCGCCAGCGGGAGCCCCAGCGGCAGCACCGGCCACUGUGACUCAGGAGGCGCCAGCUCAUCGUCCACGCCCUCCGCCACCCAGAGUCCUGCAGAUGCCCCCACGAGCCCGGAACAGCCUCAGCCUCACCUUCCUGACCAGCUGGUGAUCGUCAACGAAACAGCAGACUCCAAGCCCAGCAAGAGCUUGGCCAGGGUCGCGGAGGUGGAGACGGCCCACCUGUCCCCCAGCCUCCUCCCCGCGCAGCAGCCCACCAUCUCCCUGCUCUCCGAGGACACAGCCGACUCGCUGAGUGUGGAGUCGCUGACGCUCGUCCCGCCCGUCGACCCUCACAGCCUCCACACCCUGGCCGGCAUCCCCGGACCUCCCGUGCCGGCUGCAGGGUGCACGGCGACCCCGGACGAGGAGGCCGCAUGUGCCGAGCACUGAGUGGGUGCCGGGGCCUCCCGUGGUGCGUGUGGGCCCCACUGGAAGGCACCGCGGGGCAGGCAACUAGCAAGACACAUGGGGAGCACCCACAGCACCGCACGGCCUGUCGCCAUCUCCGCCCCCUCUCCCUGCGCCCCUCGCAAAUGGAGACUGUUCCAUUGGGAUUGCCCCCUGGAGAGGGCAGCCCCCGGGGGCAGGACCCGCCGGCACCCCUCCCUCCCUCCCACCAGCCUCAGCGUGCGCGGGGGAACCUGCGUAGAAGUUGGUAGAAAUGGACUUAGAUAAACAUCUCCUCUGGCUAUUUAUGUCUGCCUUUGGCAACAGAUGAGACGCAUUUAUUUGAAAAGCACCUCCGUGGAAAAAAUGUCCAAACGCAAUCCUCAGCGCCACGGUUUGAUGCCGUGUUGGAAGUGUAGUAAGACGGUUAAGAUUUCGUUUUCAUUUUCCCUUCAACUUCCAAUUUUUUCUUUUUUUUUUGAGUUCUCAGCGUAGCCGUCUGCGGUUUUGAAAGUGGUCCAUUCUUCUUUGUUAGCCCCUAACUCUGCAAGCCUGUGGAACGAUUCCUGCGAAGGUCAGAUUAUUUUUUAAACAAAAAGAAGGGAGAUACACACAUUCUCAGGUACACCCAGAACCGGGAGGGCAGUCUCUCCGCCGCCGCCGCCGCCGCCAGGAGGCCACGCGUGACCUGGGUGAGAGCUUUCUGUGAAACGGGAGGCCCAGCACCUCUGUCCGCGGAGACCAAGCAGGAGCCGGGUUUGCAGCGCCCGUGGCGACGCGGUGGGAGCAGAGGCACCCGGAGCGUCCCGCCCCGGCUCCCAGGCCAAGUUCACGUUGCAAAAGUGAAAACCCCCGUGGCGAGGCCGCCCUCCGCGCAGUGACUGGGUGUGGCCAGGGGCCGGGGGCGGGACCUUGCCCAGCUUUCCUCUGGAGGCGUCCACGGGGGCGUCCACCCACGCCCCGGCCAUGGGGCGGCCUCAGGAGAUGCUCUGAGAUGGCGCCAGCCACCUGUUUGGGGAACACUGCCCUCAGCCCCCUGCCAAGCCAGCAGCGCCGGCCGGCGGCCUCCGCGAAGGCGGGACCCCAGCUUCAGGAAGGAAGCGGCGUUCCCUGCAGGCAUCAGAGGCCCCCAGCGGCUUGUCCACCCAGCUCCCCGGCCCUGGGGCCUGAGCGGGAGCAGAGAGGAGACAGUGGAGGCCGAAGGGCCAGUGGGGGGUGGAAGGAAGCUGCAGCACAGAGCAGGGCUGGUUGGGGGAGGGGCCGCCUCCUCCAGGGGGCACCUGCACGCCAGCAGCCAGCUUGACCUUGUAGACACGGCUGAGUGGACGUGGGAGCAGGCUAGCCCAGAUCCACGCACAGCUGGCUGUGGAACACCUGUCUGCGCAGCAGGAAUGGCAGUGGGCCCGGGGCUCCCCUGCCCAGCCGCACUGCUGUAAAAGAACAGCCUGGAGCCCCCCGCAGCCACGCCCGGGACCCUCGCCUGCCUCGUAAACCCAGUGGUUCCAGCGGCCUCGUGGCCACCAGGCACCCCAGGAGAACGGCCACAGGCAGGGGUGACGGUGUUCCCAGGAGGGCCAGGCCAGCGUCUUUGGCCACUGCCGCCGGCCGACACGGGGUGGGCCUGCAGGCCCGAUCCCAGGCCGGCUUCAGCUGCGGCUGGUGGCUCCCCUCGGCAGCUGUGGGGUGGGUCCCCGGCACUGGAGGGGAGCAGACAGAGCGCAAAUCCUUGUACUGGGAGGUCUGGGAGUCUAGGGGAGGCAGCCAGCCCUGAGGCUCUGAGGAAGGACCCUGCCUGGCCCCGGGCUUGGCAGGCUUGGUGGCAGUGGCCACAGCUGCGUCUUCAGGAAUGCCGUGACCGGAACAGCUGGCAGGCAGAACACACUGCCUGUCUGGCACAAGGUGGCAGGAGCCGGAGCCAGGAGUGUGUGGAAGAGGCAGCCUGGGCCAGGGCUCUCCCAGUCCCCAGGUGGGCCGGUCCGGUUUGCUGAGUUGCAGCCAGGGUGGCCCUGUGACUCUGCACCUGGGCUUUGAGAGUUGCCAUGGCGACCUGGGCAGCCGGGACUCCUCUCCCAGCAGGUCAGAGGGCAAGGGGAGGGGCUCCUGUGGACCUGUAGGGAGCCAGCUGCAAAGCCAGGCUGGGGCUGGGGGGCCGUCUUCCUGGGAGCAGGGGCUGCCCCCACCCCCAGUACCUGCCCAGCCCGAGGCCGCCCCCGGCCAUCUCUGAGGUCAACAAGCCAUCCAGGGGUGAGCCAAGGGCGCAUUUCUCCAAGGUCUCUGAGACAGAGGCACGGGUGAGCUGACCCUGACCCUCUUCUAGACGCAAUAAGUGUGAGACAUUUGAUGUAGUCAUGCUGACGUCAGGCAUAAAUUAUUAGAAUUCCUUGUGUUUCCUUGAACCGAAAGUAUGUAAAUAAGUUGUCCCGGGAAGCGGCAGGGGCCAGGAAGUCUCGGUGCUCCUGCACCUCGGGCCGUUCUCGGGAAGUACCUGCCCUGGCCAGCGUGAGUCACGCUUCGUGGGUACUGAACACGAGGGUGGAAACGAAAACUGGAACUUCCUUGUAAAUUUGAUCUUGGCAAUAAAAAAGAAAAAGGC
Molecule: messenger RNA, 5860 nt
Organism: Lepus europaeus (European hare)
Lineage: Eukaryota; Metazoa; Chordata; Mammalia; Lagomorpha; Leporidae
Gene: CLEC16A
Product: C-type lectin domain containing 16A
Exons: 23
Coding region: 142-3270 (1042 amino acids)
Biological process (GO): endosomal transport; endosome to lysosome transport; regulation of autophagosome maturation
Cellular component (GO): late endosome; endolysosome membrane
Source: RefSeq, a predicted model, not a curated record